Messenger RNA from Manihot esculenta (cassava), 2175 nucleotides. RefSeq lists its product as uncharacterized. The record is from RefSeq and is a predicted model, not a curated record. The transcript has 5 exons. Gene Ontology annotation, cellular component: cytoplasm. Gene Ontology annotation, molecular function: deoxynucleoside kinase activity. Lineage: Eukaryota; Viridiplantae; Streptophyta; Magnoliopsida; Malpighiales; Euphorbiaceae. The coding region runs from base 207 to 1973 and encodes 588 amino acids.
UCCAAACCAGACAAAACCCUACCAUUAAUUGCUUUCUCUAAACCCUAAUUUUCAAAAUCCUGUGUCUAUCCAUCUCUUCUAUUAUACCCUUUUAGCCACUCAGCCUUCUCCUUCAUCUUCCCGCCUCCUAAUCCUCUCCCUCAAAUAUUCAGACCCUCUAUGUAAGGAGAAAGGGCAAAGGAGCUGCUGUGAAAUGCUUUUUAGGGAUGCAGAAGCUGCUGCAGAAGAACCCUUCAAGCUCCCUCCUUUGUACUUCUGCUACUACUAGUUUUCUCUCUUUGUCUUGUAAAGAGAAACCCAGAAACUGUUUAUACUUUAAUAGCAAUAGAAUCCCUUCUCUUUUUCUGACUUUGAAGCCGUAUACUUCUCUCUCAAUGCCAAUUGCCACAGUUGGUGGAGGCGGCGGCUCUUCUCUUGCCGCUUGUGUGGCCAGAAAGGCCAUUGUCAGACCCACUCUCCCUUCUCGAUUUUCUUCAAAUAGUUACAGUGGCUGCCGCUGUGCAAGUGACAAUAGAACAAUAAAAACUCCUUUGCGGGCUUGGGUUGUGGCCCGGCCCGCAUGGAACCACACAGCGGCUGGGGCAGGGCCAGAGGGAAAUGUGACUACUGCUGCAGCGGCGGCAGUUGAAGGAGGUAAGGGUUGUGAUGGAGGAAACAGUGAGAAAAGAGGAAAAAAUGAAAAGACUUCUGAGGAAAAGACGGGAAGGAUGAAUAGGCGGCAGAGGGGGUCGAGUGAGGUGGUGGGUAACGCUGAUUUGUUGACAAUUCCAGGUGUGGGGCCGAAGAAUUUGAGGAAGCUGGUGGAGAAAGGGUUACGGGGAGUGGCAGAGCUCAAGCAACUGUACAAGGAUAAGUUUCUGGGGAAGGCUAAUGAGACAAUGGUUGAGUAUUUACAGAGUUCUGUAGGAAUUAUCCAUAAAAAUCAUGCUGAGAGCAUAACAACUUUCGUCAAAGAAAGUGUGGAUGAAGAGUUAAACGAUAUAAACACAGAUGUGAAAGCUGCAUUGAAGAAGCGAAUCACAUUUUGUGUAGAGGGAAAUAUUAGUGUUGGGAAGACAACAUUUCUUCACAGAAUAGUUAGUGAUACAAUUGAGCUUCGUGACCUUGUUGAAGUGGUGCCAGAACCCAUUGAUAAGUGGCAGAAUAUUGGUCCUGACCACUUCAAUAUACUUGAUGCAUUCUAUGCUGAACCACAAAGGUAUGCCUAUACCUUUCAGAACUAUGUGUUUGUCACACGGGUGAUGCAAGAGAAAGAGUCAUCUGCUGGAGUGAAACCACUCAGGUUGAUGGAGAGGAGUGUUUUCAGUGACAGAAUGGUCUUUGUACGAGCUGUGCAUGAAGCAAAGUGGAUGAAUGAGAUGGAGAUCAACAUUUAUGACUCAUGGUUUGAUCCCGUUGUCUCAGUUUUGCCUGGGCUUAUACCUGAUGGUUUUAUUUAUCUUAGGGCAAGCCCUGAUACUUGCCACAAGAGAAUGAAGCUACGGAAAAGAGCAGAAGAAGGUGGUGUCAGCCUAGAUUAUCUCCGUGACUUGCAUGAAAAGCAUGAGAGCUGGCUUUUCCCUUUCCAAAGUGGUAACCAUGGAGUGUUAUCUGUCAGUAAGCCACCCCUACAGCUGGAUAAUGCUUUGCAUCCUGAGAUAAGAGAUCGUGUGUUUUAUUUGGAAGGUGACCAUAUGCAUUCAAGUAUUCAAAAGGUGCCUGCUUUGGUUCUUGACUGUGAAGCCAACAUUGAUUUUAGCAGAGACAUUGAAGCAAAGGAGCACUAUGCACGCCAAGUUGCGGAGUUCUUUAAAUAUGUGAAAAACAGGAAAGAAGUUUCACCCUCAAAACCUGGUGAAGGUGGAAUGAGCAACCGACAGGUCUUGCUGCCACAUGAAGGCGGAUUGUUUUUACCAAGCCAAAAGCACUUCCCAGAAUCUGCUCUCAGAUCUUUAGAUUUUAGGCGAACAAUGUCAUUCAUGUCCGGUCAGUGAUUGUUUGUCUGGCUGCCUUUUUUCCGACUGCACGAUUGCAAAGUGUUAUGUUUUGUCUGAUAAAUCUGCAGGUGUGAUGUGUUUAGUUACCCUGUGCAUGUAAAAAUGUUAACCCCUAGGCUUUAGAGAUGUAGAGAUGUUGAGACGUUGAAUGCUUUGGCAACCUAAUGUUUGAUAGUUGAAGCUUUAUUUCUGCUGAAAA